AUGCUGGUGUGCUGGCCAGAGAACAAGGUCCCUAUCGUCAUGAGCUACCGCACAGAAGGUCUUCUUGUCCAGACAGCGUCCUCCGACACACACUUGUGCAACAGGCUGGGCACGGGGGAGACCAAGUGUAUAAUGUCCAUAGGGCUUUCAGCAGCUCCCAGCGAUGAGGGUCAUCGGAGCGUGUCCUCCUUGGACGGCCCGUGGACUGACGUGCCGGACCACAUGCUGCUCCUCGACGUCUGCUGCGGUGACUUCUUUACCUGCGGGGUCCGAGCAAACGACAGCUCGGCAGUCUGCUGGGCCUCGGGGUUCUCGGACAUGUCGAAGCCUCCAGUGGUAGACGGAGGGUUCGAGUCGAUCAGCUGCGGUCCAGCUCAUGUGUGUGCGAUACGCAAGACGUCAAAGGAGGUCGUCUGCUGGGGGGAUGAGGAAGGCGGAAAGGCACACCCACCAGCUGGACCUUUCCUGGAAGUGAGCUGUGGGAGCAGCCACACGUGUGCGAUCUCCACCCAGCAUGACGCCGUCUGCUGGGGAUCGAACGAAGGGACGGGCGAGCUGGAAGGCGUGUACUUGGGGCAAUCGGACCCUCCUCUUGUCAAACUUUCCAAGAUCGCCGCAGGAGAGAUGCACACGUGCGGGAUCCUGUUGGGUACUUCGGAGGAGCUCCGGGACAGCUUCCUCCCCAACGUCGUCUGCUGGGGAUCAGACCGCAGGCUGCAGGCAAGGCCUCCUCAACUCAAGUUCAAAGAGAUCUUUGCGGGGAACCUGCACUCGUGCGGGGUGACUGAGGUCAAAGAUGUGCUUCUCUGCUGGGGGGAGAACUCGCGCAACUCAAAGUACAGGGAGACUCAAGAGGGCCCUUCGAGGCAUGCGGUGAAGUUGUCACUCUGUGGAGGCAGGAGCGAAGACGAACUUGAGGUGCACGACGUUGGUUUCCUCGCAAUCGCGCAAUCGCAUGGCAACAACGUGGUGGACGGGAGGAGCUACCUCCUCCUGCAUCAUGCCGUGUCACCCCAGGACGCACCUCUCCUGCUCACGGUCGCUACCUCUCUAGUGGGAUCCUGGCCAGAUGUCGACGUGAACAUCUCAGCGGCAGCGUUCCGAUUUCCUGCCGAGGAGAUGUCGCUCUUGGAGGUGACGUUACAUGUCAACGGUUCUCCGUCAUUGGUACGAGUAGAGAAUGCCAGAGGCAGCAGCUUCGUCCGGCUGGAUGCAGUGAAGGAACACCUCCGACCGGGUAGGAACGAGAUCAGCGUCGCACCUUGGACUCGUCGCGGCUCCUUCUUCCUUCCGAUGCCCUGUCUGCUGCCCCUGCUGCUCCUGCCCCACCGGAUCUCGAUCCAAGUCCUCGAGCCCCGCAACCACUCGUACCUUUAUGCUGCUGAGUGUCGAGGGGCCCAGGAAUGUGACGCUGGGGGUUUGGUGGUGAGAGUGAGAGUGGAGAGCGAGAGCUCGUUGAGCGACUGGGGUCUGAGCCUGCAAGUUCAACUCGACGGGAUGGAAGUGGGCAAGGAAAGGUUGACAGGUGCAGGGAAGGGAAUGGAGAUGGAGGUUCGUUUGAACCGUUUGCAUGAAGUGGGAUGCAGGCAUCGUAUCCUUAGCGUUGGGCUGAUCGAUGAGAAAUUCCGGCCGCUGCUCUCUUCAGGUCAAGAGAUUCAUCUUUGGCAAUGCCAGGACACCGGAGAGAGAGAUGUUCAAUGCAUUGACAGUGAGCAACAUGAUGUUUGUUGCAAUGUCCACGUUAGAUUCGAUCAUUUGUGCGAGGAUGAUGAAGAGAUCGGGGUGCCGAACAGCAAACACUUUUGCUCGCCCCCGAACAGGCUCUGGUUGAAAUCUUUGCAGGUCGUGAGAAGGUCAGCAUAUCACGCGGAUGUUUCAGAGGUCCCUUUCAAGUCAUGUAGAUCUCAAAAACAAUUUCAUCAUGUUGCUGGGGACAUCAAAGUCUUUGGGUUUGUGCUCGUCUUCGCGCAAGGAUCUGAUUGGUAUCCGGAGAUUCACUCCAAACUCUCGACCCUCCUCCGCCUCCCUCUCAUGUUGGCGCUGCAGCGCCUGGAAGUUCAUCUCGUGGGACCCUUCGCAGAUGUAGCAGAGAUACUGUUGCAGAGCAUGAUUGCAGAUAUGAGCGUCUCAGCCGUCAUCGAUAUCAGGAGAAGGCAGGAAGAACAGGUUGGAAGCUUCUUGAACUCGCAGGACCAGUUUCUCAACAGGAUCCAUGAGUUCUGCUCUUCUAGAGACUUCGGACGAGAUUCCUUCUUGUUUUCAACCACCAUAGGUACCUAUCACCUUCACUCUCGCUCCUCCUUCCAUCGCGCGCAUGACUGGAAAAUCUUGACCGACCCGAUCCCCUGCAUCGAGGCCCUUCAGGAUGGCGCCGACGUCUGUGCUGACAGCCUCCUCGUCUCUCCUCUCCUCGCCCUGUCACACCACACGUGGUGGACUUCUCCCCUCCACGUCCAGACCCUCCUGAGCCCCGACAAUGCCUUGCAGCCCGAGUUGCUCGAGUGGCGGCAGGACAGCGCAGGCGCAGACUGGCUCCUGAGCAGGUGGAGCACACGUCUGGUGCAUUUGGUGUGGGCAGCCUCCUGCAGCUGCGAGGAGGAGAAGAUUCCUUGGCUGGAGGAGGAGGAGAAGAAGUUACACAUCCUCUCUCCCACGAUGAUGGAGUCUACGUCCUCGAUGGUGCUUGACCUAGUUGUUGAGGUUGACGCGGCUGUUUUCAGCGAGCAGGGGAGGAGCGUCGGUGUCAUGCUGUACGACAAGGAUCACGCUUCCUCUUACUUCGAGACCUCUCUCUCCCCCUCUGACUGCAGGCUAGCUGACCAUCCUCUCCGCUCUACCUGCCACCAGGUUCUGAACUUGCAGCGUCUUGCCACAGUCCAGCACUACAACCCGACCCGGCCCGUCGUACUGCUCCUAUACAGCCAGAUGAACGGCGGCGUAUCACAUGAGAGGUGGUCGGCAAAGAUGCUCUUCUUUGUGAGGUUUCUGGAGGACGGCGAUCAGCGCUCAGGGUCUCCCGUGCAGGAGGAGGAAGGUUGGAUGGCAAGAACCAGCAUGUUCCUACGCAUUGCAGGCGCUCCGAGCCCGGGGAGGCGAUUCUCCUUUUACAACUGCACGUCGAGGAAAGUGACGAGGUACUGCAAGUUUGAACAUGUUGAGUAUGUCCGAGACGCGCUGCAUGGGAGGAUUGAGGUGGACGGAGGGGACGGCGCGGAAGUCAGCUCCCUUCCUCCAAGGCUCCUCCUCGUUCAUGCCCUCCAGUGCUGCCCGCAAUGGCACUUUGCUGUUCCCGUCGAGCACGUGAGGCGGCAAGCAGAGCAGCAGUGUGACUUGUUCAUCGCAAAAGAUGCCUACAUGUUUGGGGUGUUGAACAUCAUGCAAUACGGGCAUCUCUUGCACGAGACGUUUUUCGCGCUCUUCCACACCAUCUUGACGUUCAGCGGGUCAGACCAGCAGAACCUAGAGGAAAGUGUGUUUGAUGACGUCAUCCUGAUCUCAGACGUGAUCGACGCUGACAAGAGCCUCAAAAAGUUCUCGUUCCUCCUCUCUACCCUCUCCAACCAUCCAUGGUUCACCUUCAGCACCCUGCGCACAGCUGGGCGACGCGUCUGCUUCCGCCAGCUGGUGGUCGGUCUAUCGGAUGGGAUGAACAUGUUUGCCACGGAGGAGACUGUGAAGGAGGACAAGACUAGCUCUCCCAUCCCCAACUACAGAGAUGUGCAGAUGUUGAGGAGCAGGGUCCUGAAGUUCGUGGAGACUGCGGGGAGGAGGAGGAAGAGCGGAGGCGAGAGGGUGGUGGCCUUCGUUCAUCGCUCGGAGGAGCUUACGUCGAGGAGGGGCAUCUUCAACCUGGACCAGCUUGUUCGAUCCGUCGAGUCUCUCAACUCUCGCGUCAUGAUCAUCGAGUUUGAGAAGAUGAGCCUAGUAGAGCAGGUCGAGGUUGUGCAGGACGUCGAUGCCUUGGUUGGCGUCACUGGCACGGGCCUUUGGAAUGCUCUUUGGAUGAGGAGAGGAGCGGCAGGAAUUCAAAUCUUCCCCUUCGGAGUCGGGUACAAAGGAGGCAGGGAGUUCGAGAACGCUAUUCGCUACGGUCCAGGGGAAUACAGAUCGAUUCACUGCCAUCGUUUCUUCAAGAACAACAUCUACACCCUCAAGGACUGGAAGUAUGCAUGGAGCACAUACUACGGUCAGGACGCCAUCGUAGUGGACGCGGCGGCACUAGAGGCGAUCCUCGUGUCGUUGCGGGGGGUUGAUGAGGACGAAGAUGACCAGAGUUGGGAGGCGAGCGACCAGAACUAG
Guillardia theta CCMP2712 is the source of this 4299-nucleotide messenger RNA. RefSeq lists its product as hypothetical. The coding region runs from base 1 to 4299 and encodes 1432 amino acids. Lineage: Eukaryota; Cryptophyceae; Pyrenomonadales; Geminigeraceae. The transcript is spliced from 6 exons. The record is from RefSeq and is a predicted model, not a curated record. Gene Ontology annotation, molecular function: glycosyltransferase activity.